This is a messenger RNA of Capsella rubella, 2699 nucleotides long. RefSeq names its product LEAF RUST 10 DISEASE-RESISTANCE LOCUS RECEPTOR-LIKE PROTEIN KINASE-like 2.7. Gene Ontology annotation, biological process: protein phosphorylation. Gene Ontology annotation, molecular function: protein kinase activity; ATP binding; polysaccharide binding. NCBI's taxonomy places the organism in Eukaryota, Viridiplantae, Streptophyta, Magnoliopsida, Brassicales, Brassicaceae. The transcript has 4 exons. Bases 36 to 2513 code for a protein of 825 amino acids. The record is from RefSeq and is a predicted model, not a curated record.
CAGAAUACAGGCUGUUCAUAGAUCUCAAACGAACCAUGGACUAUCCCAUCAGUUCUUGUUUAAUCUCUCUCUUCCUCUUCUGCUUAUUCUACCAUCUUCCUUGUGCUUCAAGUAAACAAGGACUUGGAUUGUGUGAGACUCUAUUUCAGUGUGGUAACAUCACCGCAGGUUUCCCCUUCUGGGGAGGAAUUCGACCCAAAUUUUGCGGUCACGCAUCGUUGGAGCUUCACUGCAACAUCAAAAACAUUACCUCUUUAAAUAUCUCCAACCUAAACUACAAUAUCCUCCAAAUAAAUCAAACAUCUAAUACCCUUAGACUUGUCAGAGCAGACCUUUUAGGUUCUUUCUGCUCCACCACUUUCAAUUCCACAAUAUUGCCUCUCGAAAUCUCUGAGAUUUUGCCCAUCUACAAGAGCCUCACUAUUUUCUAUCUCUGCAACCCUCGUCUUCAGUACCUUUCGAGUUAUACAUGUCCUGGCAGUGGGAGAGGUCUUGUCUCAGCGUAUCAAAGCCCUAAUUAUCAUAGCUCCUGCCUAGGAAGUUUCAUAGUUAACGUUCCUACAGGUUUCUUUCCACAAGAGAAAAAGUUGAAUCUAACGUUCUUGGAAAGCGUUCUAAGAAAAGGAUUUGAGGUGAAGGUGAAGAAUGAUGAAAUACUAUGUGAAGAAUGUUCAUCCUCUACUGAUGAGCUUUAUAGACGCUGUGCUCAACCGUUUAGCUGUGGCGAUCAAGGCGGUCUCUUGUUCCCUUUCUGGAUACAUGGGAGAGAAGACUGUGGCCACCCAGACUUUAAGCUCCAUUGUAACAGCAGAUUGGCAGAACUUAACGUCUCCUUAGGGACGUUCAGAAUCUUAGAUACAGAUUAUGACUCUCGUAUUGUAAGACUUGCCAGAUCAAACUUUACCAACAUUAUCUGUCCCACAACCCCACUACAUAUGCCGUUCGAUAAAAGUGCCGUCCUUCCAUUCGCUUCUGACACCAUGAUGCUAACAAUUUAUUACCACUGCCGAGACUUAUCAUCUAGUAUUGAUGGUACUUCCGCUAACGUUGAAGGUCUUGUGUGUGGGAAUUAUGAUGAAGAUUCAACCAACUACUAUGAGAUGAGAAAUAUAACAGACGAGAAUAGUGGCGCUGUAUCUACUAACUUGAAGGAAUCUUGCAAUUCAUACGUCAGUAUACCUGUGCCUGGAUCGGCAUUGUAUACACUGCGUUCCGAGAAUAUAACGAAGACUCUUGAACAGGGUUUUGAGCUUGAACUUAAUCAAGAUUGUUCAGUGUGCUUAGAGUCUAAAGGUGCUUGUGGAUACAAUCGGACUUCAAGAGGAUUCGUUUGCUAUUGUAAAGAUGGAACCUUCGGCAUUGAUUGUAGCUCUAAAAAGAAAAUUCACGGGGCUUUAGUCAAAGCAAUUCCCAUAGUUGGGGGUGCAGUAGCAGGAGUUGUUUUGUUCCUGGUACUAUUAACAUUGUUUCUCCGUUUUCUCCGGAAGAGAGAAAAACGGCUGAGACAUCAGAAGCUGAAGGCUCUUAUUCCACUCGAACACUAUACUUACACACAAGUGAAGAGAAUUACAAAGUCAUUUGCGGAAGUGGUUGGGACAGGCGGAUUUGGAAUUGUUUAUCGAGGAACACUUCGUGAUGGCCGUAUGGUUGCGGUGAAGGUCUUGAAAGACUCAAAGGGAAAUGGUGAAGAUUUCAUCAAUGAAGUUGCUAGCAUGAGCAGAACUUCUCAUCACAACAUUGUUUCUUUGCUUGGUUUCUGCUCGGAGGGUUCUAAAAGAGCAAUUAUAUACGAGUUUUUGGGAAACGGGUCACUUGAUAAGUUCAUUUCAGGAAAGAGUACAGUGGAAAUGGAUUGGGAAUCUCUAUAUAGAAUUGCGUUAGGAGUUGCUCGUGGUCUAGAGUACUUGCACCAUGGAUGCAAGACAAGGAUUGUACAUUUUGACAUCAAACCACAAAAUGUACUCUUAGAUGACAAUUUUUGCCCCAAAGUUUCGGACUUUGGCCUCGCUAAGCUAUGCGAGAAACAAGAGAGCAUCUUGUCAUUGCUGGACACAAGAGGUACCGUAGGGUACAUUGCACCAGAGAUGAUCUCAAGAGUUUAUGGGAAUGUAUCGCACAAAUCAGAUGUCUAUAGCUACGGAAUGUUGGUUCUCGAUAUGAUUGGUGCAAGGAACAAAGAAAAUUUUAAUCAAGCCGCUUCUUCUAACACAAGUUCGAUGUACUUUCCUGAAUGGGUAUAUAAGGAUCUUGAGUUAGGCAAGUCCAAAACCAAUAUUGAGAUUGGGGUCAACAGCGAAGAGGACGAGCUAGCAAAGAAGAUGACAUUGGUGGGGUUGUGGUGUAUUCAGCCUUCCCCAACAGAUCGCCCACCGAUGAAUAGAGUUGUAGAGAUGAUGGAAGGAAGUUUGGAUGCUCUUGAAGUCCCUCCUAGGCCAGUUUUUCAAAUUCCCACAGUGUCUCUACAAGAAUCUUCAACAUUCUCAGAAGAUACCUCUACUUACACAGAAGGAUGAUCCAUGGAACCUAUCAAAGCACGCAAAUCGCAAAUGUUAUAUAUUAUUUACAUUCUAGAGGACGGCUCUGUAAAACUAGUUUACAUUACUAUGCUAAACUAUUUAGCCUUUUGUUUUACUAAUUUAAUUUCACUCGGCUUAAUUCUUGUAAAAAGCUAGAUAAUACAGUUUUCUAUUGCGAUAAAA